This is a messenger RNA of Recurvomyces mirabilis, 387 nucleotides long. RefSeq lists its product as uncharacterized. The record is from RefSeq and is a predicted model, not a curated record. The transcript has 2 exons. NCBI's taxonomy places the organism in Eukaryota, Fungi, Ascomycota, Dothideomycetes, Mycosphaerellales, Teratosphaeriaceae. Bases 1 to 387 code for a protein of 128 amino acids.
AUGGCAGACGAGGAGAGUGCGCUAUCAGAGGAAGCUCGAAGAUACGCUCGGCUCGGGGCCACAUUGGUCGUCCAUGUCCCAGAUCCGGAACAGAAGACCACCGGAGCCAGGACGACGAAGCGCGGAAUAACGAGUCUACUAUACACCGGCAAGCUGAGUACCAUGUCUGAUGUAGAGCAUUUGCUUGACGCAGUAGUCCGAACGCAUGGCAAGGUCGACUUAGUCAUCGAUGCUGCUGGUCACGUCGUGCAGAGACCAGGAAGUGCUCAGAACACCAGAGCUACAGACGAUCUGCUUGCAUACGCCAUCUUCGUUCAUAUCCAGCAGCAGCUCAUCGGAGAGCGUUAUCGAGAAGAAUCAAGGAAGUUAUUGCUUGGUCGUGCUUGA